This is a messenger RNA of Racocetra fulgida, 481 nucleotides long. NCBI's taxonomy places the organism in Eukaryota, Fungi, Glomeromycota, Glomeromycetes, Diversisporales, Gigasporaceae. The record is from the annotation of a GenBank genome assembly.
AUGCUAUGGAGUGAACUAAAUGAUAUAUUUACUUGGUGGCUUACUCUUGAAGUUCAACUAAAUUAUAUUAAAAUAUUAGUAUUUAAAAUACUAAAUUUAAAACAUCAAAAUGCUAGCUGUGAACAAAUGCAUUCAAUAUUAAGAUGGUUUAGUGAAAAUCGUAGAGGUAGAUUAAAUAUUGAUCAUUUAGAAUUAAUGACCAAAAUUUAUUCAUGGUAUGUAACAAAUUCAAAAAACGAAUUAAAAUAUUUACCAGAUGAGAUAACAGAAGAAGAAAUCAAAAAUAUGGUAAGUAACAUAAACCAAUUUGAUAAAUACGAUGAGUUUUUAUUAGAUGAAAAUGACAAUAAUAGUUUAAAUGAAAUGAAUAAGUUGGAUACUGACAUAUUACUGGAAGAUCAAUUAGAUAUUGAUAAUAUUAUGGAUUUACGAUAUGAAUUAUUUAACCCACAACUUCAACAAAAUAAUACUAUUAUUUUAA